AUGCUGGUUUUCGUGUUUGGCUCACAUGGAAUUGGCCAAAAUUACUACACGUUGAUUUCUGAAGUUUUUCCCCGAGCGCCAAGUACCAUCGACACCGCUUUUACCGUAAAUGUGGGCGACUACAACAAAAACGGUCAUGAAAAUUUUACCUACCUCAUCAAGGGUCACUUUGUUUGGAAAUAUUAUUUUCACUAUAGUUCUCAGCAGUUUCAGUUGGCGAUUGGAUAUCCUAGGUACAAAUUAAAAGACUUUCCUCACUCACCGGACUUUGUCCAAACGGCAUUUCAUACGGAUGGAAAAACCUAUCUCCUUGAUCGUGAUUCCUACGUCGAAUAUGAAUACAACUGUGAGCGAUCAACUUUCAAGCUUUUGACAAAAAGCAGCUCGAUUCACACUUCGAAGUACUUCCGGAAAUUGCCAAGAGAUACUUCCGUCGACGCUGUUUAUGACAGUGGUAAUGGUUACUUGAAUAUCUUGGCAGGCAAAGAUUGGUACAUCGUAGAUCCCACUGGUGACAUAACAGAAACGUUCAAGACAGCUACUUUUUUCGGGUGUGAUGUGGUGUUUGGGCCAGACAGACGCAAGCACUCGCCUCACAGACACAAGCACUCGCCUUACAGAGGAAAGCACUCGCCCCACAGGCGCAAGCAUUCACACCACAAACGCAAGAAAUAUUCACACAAGAAGCAUAGAAAGAGUCCGAAGCGAGACAGGCACCGAAGGAAAAGUCCCUAUAAGAGGGGAAAGCACUGA
This is a messenger RNA of Acanthosepion pharaonis, 753 nucleotides long. The record is from the annotation of a GenBank genome assembly. Lineage: Eukaryota; Metazoa; Mollusca; Cephalopoda; Sepiida; Sepiidae.